CGCCUCCGCCUUCCCGGUGCCGCUGCCCGCCAUGGCGGAGUGGGCCCCCGCCCAGCUCCAGGAAUGGAACGUGGAAGCGCAGCACCUGAUGCCCCUGCAGCCGCCCCUGGUGCCUGAGCUCAGCCACAUGCGGGAGGCCCAGCUGCACACGGCCGAGGCCUCCCUCUGGAGCGUGGUGGCCACCGUCCAAGCCAUGGAGAGGAAGAUCGACCUGCUGGCCACCCGGCUGCUCAGCCUGGAAGGCCGGUCCGGGACGGCCGAGAAGAAACUGCUGGAUUGUGAGAAGACCGCCAUGGAGUUCAGCAACCAGCUGGAGAACAAGUGGGCCGUCUUGGGCACCCUCAUCCAGGAAUACGGCCUGCUGCAGAGGAGGCUGGAGAACAUGGAGAACCUCCUCAAGAGCCGCAAUUUCUGGGUCCUCAGGCUGCCCCCGGGGUCCAAGGGAGAAACCCCCAAGAUGCCGGUUACGUUUGUGGACAUCGCGGUUUAUUUCUCCGCCGAAGAGUGGAAAAAUUUGGCUGAUUGGCAGAAAGACAUGUACAACAAUCUUAUGAAGGAGAACUACGAAUCCUUGCUAGCACUCGGCACUGACAUCAACAUCGCCAAACCCGAGAUGCACCCCAGGGCCGAGCGGGCAGCGCCUGAAUCCAGCGUCCCGGAGCUGCCGAGCACGAAGGAGCGCGAUGUAAUCCCCGUGCCUUGCACAGGACCCUUGGCCUCCACGCCGGAUAUCCUGACGCGCAUCAAGCAGGAGGGGGCCUUCAGCGGAGGAGGCCCCUUCUCCGAGGACAGAGGCCUGGCGGCCGAUCCGUGCACAGGUGCCCAGGGGCUCAUGUCCGCCCAUGACUUCCUAUCUUGGAUUAAGCAAGAAGAUGAUCCGUGUGUCCGACAUCAAUGGGACGCGUCAGAAAGCGAGACCCUCCCUGUGCACGUGGGGCCGGCUGGAGAUGGGAUGACCAUCAAAGCGGAGCAGCCGCGCCUGUGCCCGGAAGAGUCGGCGAGGCCUCGGGAGAUGCUCUUCCAGGGAGAGUCGCCUGCAGCAGCCGCUCUUGCCGUCCCUCCAGCAGCAGAAGGUUAUGAGGCUCCUCGUGGGCCGCCCGUCAGCCCCACCAAAUGUAGGCCGGGUAAAUCUCUGGAGUUAGACAGUGAGCUGCAAAGCAUCCUGGGCCCUUCUCAGGGCUCGGCCGAACGGCCCCAUGGCUGCAGUGAGUGCGGCAAGAUGUUUGGGGUGAAAAAGAGCCUCAAAGUCCACCAGCGCAGUCACCACGGCCAAGCCCGGCCGUACGAGUGCGCCGAGUGCCGCAAGAGCUUUAACUGCCAUUCGGGAUUGGUGCGGCAUCAGAUGACCCACCGGGGCGAACGCCCUUACAAGUGCGCCGAGUGCGGCAAGUGUUACAGCCGCAAGGAGCACCUGCAGAACCACCAGCGGCUGCACACGGGCGAGCGCCCGUUCCAAUGUCCCGUCUGUGGGAAACGGUUCAUCCGGAAGCAGAAUCUGCUCAAGCACCAGCGCAUUCACACGGGUGAACGCCCCUACCAGUGCGCUGAGUGCGGACGCAGCUUCCGCUACAAGGAGUCUCUCAAGGACCACCUGAGGACUCACAGUGCCGAGGCCUCGGCCCAGCGACUCCUGCCCGGGUUGGGGGGUGACGGUCUUACUUAGUGUCCUACAGCAGCGGGAGAGAGCCCAGCCUCUCAGCCCGGUCUAAUUAAGCCCCCCCCCCCAGUACUCCCUCAGCAGCCCCCAGUCUUAUGCCUUAAUUUUUUCCUGGUGUGGAAAAACAGCUGGACAGAUGGGCUGGAGUAGGCAGACUCAAUUUGAGCAAGAAUCUGUGCCAACUGCCAUAACACCAUUUCCGAGAAAGGACACGACAGCGUGCAGAGGCGACCUAUAGCUACUUGCAACCAAGUACCACAAAAGUCUCACUCCUUUCAGCUGAUGGUGAAGAAUCAUGCGCACGCACACACAAAUGCCAGUACAAAAAGAUCCCGGCCCUUUUGGGGAGAGGACAGACGGGUCUGAAAAGUUUUCUGACCCCCAGUUCCCUUCCUUCCUUCCUUCCCUCCUCUACUGGUGCACCUACAUGGUACGUGCACAUGCGCAGGAUAUUAUUUCUUGCAUGUAAGACACUAAAGCGGCCUCAUUUUGCUGGGUGCACAAGGCAUAGUGUGUCUCUUGUGCUUCUGUUGGAUGCCGCCGGCUGCAGAGUUAUACUUUCCCAUCGGUUUCUGACAGAGUGACUCGCAACUUAUAGCAGCAGAACUAUAA
This is a messenger RNA of Pseudonaja textilis, 2269 nucleotides long. Its product is annotated as zinc finger protein 783-like. The record is from RefSeq and is a predicted model, not a curated record. Gene Ontology annotation, biological process: regulation of DNA-templated transcription. NCBI's taxonomy places the organism in Eukaryota, Metazoa, Chordata, Lepidosauria, Squamata, Elapidae. Gene Ontology annotation, cellular component: nucleus.